Paramisgurnus dabryanus is the source of this 2545-nucleotide messenger RNA. It is a transcript of the gene cep68, whose product is annotated as centrosomal protein 68. NCBI's taxonomy places the organism in Eukaryota, Metazoa, Chordata, Actinopteri, Cypriniformes, Cobitidae. The record is from RefSeq and is a predicted model, not a curated record.
UCCUGCAUUGGCUGGAGGGGACGUAGCCUGGACGUAGCUUGAUCCGCCUUUGUGUUUAUGAACCGCUUCCUCAAGCUUGUGAAUUCCUCAACAGUGGUAUUUUGAAUGAUAUUAUAUCUCUUGAGUCCAUUGGGCGUAGUUCAUCCCGCUGCAAAAGGAUUUAACCACAACGCUCUCACUGCACAAAUGAGGCACAACAGAAAUUGGACAUGUUGCUAUGGGUCUCGGAGUUGACAUGGCCUUAUCAGACACCUCCUCACCGAUGGAGAACAGGAGAUAUGGCAGGUGGAGGUCCAGGAUCCCAGAGUUUAUUCACAGUGGUCACUCCAAGCCACUUGUUCACAGAGCAAGUGAUGAGUCCAGGCCCGCAUGUGCCCAGGAGGUCAAAGAUUCAUACAGAGAGCAAAGUGGUUGCAAAAAGACAGUCACAAUGGCACCUGUUUCAAGGUAUAUGACAGACAAAAGCCUCUACAUCAUGAGAAAACCAUUGAUUUCCGCAACACAAAGCCAGAUGCCCAUCCUGAAGAAUUCACCCACAUUUGACGACUCAAACAAGGAACCUCAUAUAAUCCUCAAAGCAGAUUCACCUCAAGAAAAGGAAAAAUGUUCAGUCAAGCAGUCAGUCAAAAGUAUUAAGGAUGAUUCAUAUACAUUCUCCCAACCAAUGUCUAGUGAAGACCUGGACACCUCCAUGAACAUAUCGGACCUCAGGUUGUGGUCAUGUGAUGAGGAACCUAUUUUAAACACUUUAUCCAAUGAAUCCAGUCUGUCCAGCUCUCCUACAGCUAUUUUGAGCCUUACAGUACCUCAAGUGCCUAAGUUGACAUCCACUCCUUUGAGGAGUUCUCACUCGCCCAUCCGUACAUCUUGUUACACGAAAAGUGUUAAAACAAGAGUGAGUGAGAUGGACAAAGGUAAAGAUACUUUCCUUAACAAAGGAUCUUCCCAGUAUUACAAUAAGAACUAUACCCAUGUACCCAAACACAUGUCACCAUAUCAGGCCAACUAUUGGGCCUGCGCCAUCCCAAAUUCAAUGCCACCCUCCCCAGACCGGAGUUCCCCAAGCUGGGAUCCUGAUAAGGAAUACCAAGCACUCCUUGACUAUACAUACCCUUUAAGACCCAACAUGGCUAACACAUGGAGUUCACCAGAGUCUCUAUUACGAACUGAACCACUGUUGCAAGACUCAGGCAUUGAGUUGGACCACAUUCACAGCUCGUCCAGCCUAUCCUGUCUGGACCAAUCCCAGACCCGGACUCGACCGGAAAGAUACAGCCCACCAAGAGGCCAAAGCUUGACUGGAGUACACAAAAGGAAAUUAUCAUAUUCUAAGUCCUCAGAUGAUAUACUGUCCAGCAGCUUGUACUCAUCACUAGACCAAACUGGCUUGUCAGGUGAGAAUCUAGAUUGUGACAGGAAGCAUUACCGUAAAUUUGGUGUCUUCUCUACAUUCAGGUCAGAUCCCACUUUUAUAAGAUCAACACACAUCCUGGCCCGCCCUGGAUCACGUGAGGAGUGGGAUGAAGAGUUCCUUCGCCUGCCUGAACAGAUAAAAGAACUCAAUUUGCUUUCACAGCAGCUAAGGGAUAUUAGUGCCCAGAUAAGCAAGCCAGUUACCAGCAGCUGGGAGUCUCUGGGGAGUGAAGUUACUUCUGUCAGGUCACCCACAGUUCAGGUGGAUAAACGGGAACUGGUGGUAGAAAAAAGUGGUGAUGAAGAUCUUCUCAAGGAUGAGGAUGAUUCACAGGAACCAGGUGCCAGAAUACAGGAAAUUAGCCGAGAAGUGAACAGGAGGAACCUGAGGGAGGUAAAAACUAUUAUGAAUCAACUGAGUGGAAUGUCCAUGUCAGAACUUCAAAGGACAAUAUGUGUAGAUCAGGUUGAAGAAGAGCCAGAGGAGUCACUCAUGCAGCACAUAGUGGUAUUUUGCUCAAACCUUGAAAAGUUGAUUCGGUGGCUGUACAAAGUGGUAGAGAAGGUAGAGGUUCUUUCCCCUCCAACUGUUGACUUAGACAGUGUCAAAGCCUCAUUGGCUGACUACAAGAGUUUUCAGGAAGACGUCCACGCUCAUAAACCUCUUACGACAGAUGUUUUACAGACUGGAGAGAUGCUUUUGCAUUGCAUGAGCUCAGCUUCUCCUUUUUUAAAGGAAACACUGGCGCUAAUAGAGAGACAGUCUCAUACACUGGAGACACAUUCAGAGUAUCUGUUCUCCUCUAUUAUCUCAGCCAUGGACAGCCUCACUGACCCCAGGACACCUGAGAGGGAGUUUCUUGAUGACUAGGUUGAGAAGGUGUGAAAAUAAUAACCUAUCUGCUUUAUGGUGACUUUUGUGCACCUUUUAACCCACAUGGGAACAACAAUAACCGCAAACGACUUUAUACUUGAUCAACAUCUCUUUUUUUAAACUUUUAACUUUUAUAUAAUGUCUAAAAGUGCUUUAAUGUUUGCAGUUUACUUUUAUUGUGAUCCUUCUUUUACUACUGAUGGACGUUUCAUUUUGUAUUUAUGAAUGCAAAUCUUGAAACAUAAUUUUUUUAACAUA